CCCCCACCCCCAAAAAAAAUAAAAUAAAAAACCAUGGAUUUCGCAACCAAACAUGGACUCGUGCUGCUUGAGCAGUUAAGGAAGAUGAGGGAGACCGAGCACCUGACGGACGUGGUGCUGGUUGUCGAGGGCGUGAGCUUUGCCUGUCACCGUCUUGUUCUGUCCGCCUUCAGCCCCUACUUCCGUGCUAUGUUUACAUGUGGCCUCCGUGAGUGCAACAGCAGAGAAAUAUUUCUCAGAGACACCCCGGCAGACAGUAUGGCUCUCCUCUUGGACUACAUGUACACCUCGAAUCUUCCUCUUACUAACGACAAUGUGCAAGGAAUCUCCAUCGCAGCUUUUCUCCUGCAGAUGGACGACGUCUUCACUCAAUGCCAGCAUCACAUGACCGAGAACAUGGAUGGCUCCAAUUGCCUCGGUCUGUUUUACUUUGCCCGAGAUCUUGGUGCCGUGGAACUGGCUGAUCAAGCUCAGCGCUUUAUGAGGCAGAACUUUGUCCAGGUCUGCCAGAACGAGGAGGUUUUAGAUCUCGAGGCCCAUCAACUUGGGAAGUUAAUCAGUUCAGAUGACCUUAACAUUUCGAGAGAAGAAACCAUUUUAGAUGUGGUACUUCGCUGGGCCAAACACAGUUUUCUGAAGGAAGGGGAAGUACGUGCCAAGCACCUCCCUGAGCUCCUCAGGAAAGUUCGCCUACCCUUGAUCAACCCAGACUAUUUAAAAGAGGCAAUGAAAAGGAACACGGCCUUGCUGGCCGACGCUGAAUGCAUGGAGAUGAUGAGGCAAGCUUUGGAGAUUGUAGACACGCAUCCUUCCGCAGUACCACGCAAACUCAAGUUGCGGUAUGGGAUGGAAACCACUGAUUUGCUGCUCUGUGUGGGGAAUGACAGUAGUGGGAUUAGGUCAAGGUAUGCCAACUACAGUGAACGCAGCUUUUGUUACGCCCCCGCAACAGGGCGAACUUACUACAUCACCUCACCUCGAUACGGAGAUGCUCUAGGCUACGUAUGUGCAGGGGUUGUAACUGAAGACAACAAUAUUAUCGUGUCAGGAGAGGCCGGUGCCCGCAGAAUGUCUCGACAAAAGGAAAUGGAUGUAGAGCUCUACAGGUACAAAGUGGAAGCCCAAGGCUGUUGGGAACGUCUGACAUCAGCGGAGUACCGUGAUUCUUAUGGACUAGGCUCCUUGGGUGAUACCUUGUACCUGAUUGGUGGGCUGAUGAAGCUGAAGAACCAGCUCCUCAUUACUAACUGUGUGGCGCGAUGGUCUCUCCAGGGAGGACCUUGGCGCAGCGCAGCACCUCUACCAGUGCCACUGGCUUACCACAGCGUGGUCAGGCUGAAGGAUCGCCUGUAUGUCAUUGGUGGUAGAACUCCACAGUCAUACCGAAUAGAUGAUGAGCCAGACCGUCUCAGUAACCGCCUUCUUGAGUACGACCCAAACGUGAAUAAGUGGACAGAGUUGGGUCCAAUGAAGUACUCAAAAUACAGAUGUAGUGCUGUUGCACUCAACGGGGAAAUAUAUGUCAUGGGAGGGAUUGGCUGUGAGGGUGUGGACCGCGGGCAGUCACGGCGCUGUCUUGAUGCUGUGGAGAUCUACAACCCAGAUGGCGAUUAUUGGAGGGAUGGACCUUCUCUACCAUGCUCUCAACUGUCAUUGCGCACUAAUUCCUCAAAUGCUGGUGUGGUGGGAGGAAAGAUUUAUGUGUGUGGAUACUACAAAGGAGCAGACCGCCAUGAUGACAUUACAAAAGACAUCUUGGAACUAGACGCCUGGGAGAACCGAUGGACGGUCAUUGCUCGGCGUGCAUUGAUGCAUGACAAUUAUGACGUCUGCUUGGUGGCAAGUCUAAAUCCAAGGGGACUAAUAGCGCCACCUACAGACAUACCGCAGUAAAAAAGAUACAAAAUAAAACUGAAAGUCCUCUAGGAUUUGGAAAAAACUGAACAGGUGAAAACGUGCUGCAUCCUCAAAAUUGGACUUAGUAGAAAAUUACACAAUCUGCCUGCAUGAAGUCUAUCCACACACUGAAUUGGUUAACGCUAUUUACCGUAAUUUCCGGCCUAUGGGCCACGACUUUUUUCUACACGCUUUCAACCCUGCGGUUUAUGCGGUGAUGCGGCUAAUUGGUGCAUUUUUUUCCCUAACGGCCGCAAGGGGGCACUCAAGUGGAAAAGGAAAGAGUGAGAUCGAAUAUAUGUGGCGGGGAAGUGACUUUUACCGGUCUGGCCCCGUUAGUGCUGUGCUAGCAUGUUACUGCCGUGUCUCAGUGAUUUUUACCAGUAAGUUUUUUUUUUAACUGGCCCUAUUAGCACGGUGCUAGCGCGCGGCGGCGCUAGGUUUAAACUCUCUUUGUACCGUCUUUCUUUGUAGAGUAAAUACUAAUAAUAAUGUGGGCACUUGCGGCUUUUACAUGGCUGGGGCCUACUUAUGUACCGAAUGGUAUUUCCUUUACAAAUCCGCGAAAUAUGCAAAAUGCAAAAUAAGGUGAGGCUUAUAACCGCUCUGCGCUCUGUUGGCCGGGAAUUAUGGUAGGUGGAGAGUAAGGAGAUAUUCUUUAAAAAUUAAGGAAAACAGUAAAUGCUUCAUAUGA
This is a messenger RNA of Syngnathoides biaculeatus (alligator pipefish), 2590 nucleotides long. RefSeq names its product kelch repeat and BTB (POZ) domain containing 12 (gene kbtbd12). NCBI's taxonomy places the organism in Eukaryota, Metazoa, Chordata, Actinopteri, Syngnathiformes, Syngnathidae. Bases 34 to 1893 code for a protein of 619 amino acids. The record is from RefSeq and is a predicted model, not a curated record. Gene Ontology annotation, molecular function: protein binding. The transcript is spliced from 5 exons.